Messenger RNA from Rotaria sordida, 2118 nucleotides. NCBI's taxonomy places the organism in Eukaryota, Metazoa, Rotifera, Eurotatoria, Philodinida, Philodinidae. The record is from the annotation of a GenBank genome assembly.
AUGUCGCAAGGUAAAAUUAUCAAUCGUUUUAUUGAUGCCGAUAAAGAACCUACUAAAACACUAACACCUAUCGAGGGCUACGAGAAAAAAGAUUUAGUACCGGUAGAAAAUGCAAUGGCUGAAAUAGAACCACCUAUUCAUAAUCUUAGAACAAUGGUAUGGACAGCAAAACGAAACUCUCGUAAUCCAUCAGAUGGUCUUACUUCUGAUGAAUCAGCUUCAAUUCAUCUGUACACGUUGGAAUGGCCUGAAAUUCAUCAAAGUGUUUACACUUUGUUAAAUGAAAAACUUCGCUCUGAAAAACGAAGUGAACUUCAAUCAUGGUAUUCAUAUUUGAAACUCUUUCUAACAGCAUUGUAUAAAUUACCAUCAUUGAAAAAAACAAUUUGGCGAGGAAUUCGUGGGAAUGUAUUUGAUCUUUAUCAGGAAGAUUUUAUUUGGUGGGGUAUCAGUUCAUGUACAGAAACAAUGAAAGUCAUGGAAAAAUUUGUUGGUCGUUCAGGUAUUCGUACGUUAUUUAUGAUUGAAUGUAUUAAUGGAAAAGCAAUUAAAUCUCAUUCAUUUUACAAAGAUGAAAAUGAAAUUUUAUUAAUGCCGGGAACUUAUUUACGUGUAAUCGACAAAUGGAGUCCAGCCAAUGAUUUGUACAUUAUUCAUUUACAAGAAGAAACCCCACCUUGUCAACUUGUAGUAUCACCUUUUAAUCAGUCAUCGUCUGAGUUAAAUUAUCAGGCUACAUCUGUACAAUCAUAUGAAUCAAAAACAACAACUUUAUUACCAUCACCACCUACAUACAAAAAUCGAGCACUUCAACAAAUGAUUGAUGAGAAUAACAAUAAUUCAGUGUUAUACUUGAGCAAUGAACAAUUGAUUGAUGAUGAUAUGGAAAUAGUUUCAUAUUAUCUUUUACGCAAUAAUAGGACACUCACUACACUCUACCUCGAAAACAAUCAGAUCGGAGAUAAAGGUGCACAAUAUCUUGCGGAAGGAUUACAAAAGAACAAAACACUUAUUACACUCGACCUCGAAAACAAUCAAAUCGGUGAUGCAGGUGCACAAUAUCUUGGUAAAGGAUUACUACGAAACGCGACACUCAUUACACUUGACCUUGAAAACAAUCAAAUCGGAGAUGAAGGUGCACAAUAUCUUGGUGAGAGUUUACAAAAGAACUCAACCCUCAUUACACUAGAUCUCUCUAACAAUCAAAUCGGAGAUCAAGGUGCACAAUAUCUUGCUGAAGGAAUACAAAGAAACACUACACUCACUACACUCUAUCUCUACAACAAUCAAAUAGGAGAUAAAGGUGCACAAUAUCUUGGCACAGCAUUACAACAGAACAUAACACUCACUACACUUUUUCUCUACAGCAAUCAAAUCGGAGAUCAAGGUGCACAAUAUCUUGCGGAAGCAUUACAAAAGAACACAAGACUCACUACACUCAAUCUCUCCGACAAUAAAAUCACCGAUAGAGGCGCAGUAUAUCUUAGUGAAAGUUUACAAAAGAAUACAACACUCACUACAUUCAACCUCUCUGACAAUCAAAUAAGAGACAAAGGUGCACAAUAUCUUGGUGAAAGUUUGCAAAAGAACACUACCCUCACGGAGCUCUAUCUCGACAACAAUGAAAUAGGAUAUAAAGGUGCGCAAAAUCUUGGUGAAGGAUUACAAAAGACUACAACACUCACUAGACUCUAUCUUUACAACAAUAAAAUCGGAGAUAGAGGAGUCCAACAUCUCGGUGAAAGUUUACAAAAGAACACCACACUCACCACACUCGAUCUCAGAAAGAAUCAAAUUGGCGAUAAAGGUGCACAACAUCUUGGAGAAGCAUUGAAAAGAAACACAACACUUACUACAUUGAACCUCUCUGACAAUGAAAUCGGCGAUAGAGGUACCCAAUUUCUUGGUGACGGAUUACAAAAGAACAUGAUACUCACCACACUCGAUCUCAGAAAGAAUCAAAUCGGAGAUAAAGGUGCACAAUAUCUUGGUGAAGAAUUACAGCAGAACAUAACACUCACCACCCUUGAUAUCUCCAAAAAUAUAAUCGCAGAGAGAGGUGCACAAUAUCUUGAAAAAUUGAAGAAAAAAAAUAAAACUUUAAAUGUAUUUUGGUGA